AUGUCAACCAAUUCCAUCAAGCUUUUAGCUAGUGAUGUCCACCGAGGAUUAGCUGAGUUGGUCGCUACCAGAUUGGGGUUGAAGAUAACCCCGUCUGAAAUCAAGAGGGACUCCACUGGUGAGGUCCAGUUCUCCAUCGGGGAGUCCGUUCGUGACGAGGACAUCUUCAUAAUCUGUCAGAUUGGCUCAGAGGUUGUGAACGACCGAGUUUUGGAACUCUUGAUCAUGAUCAAUGCUUGCAAAACCGCCAGUGCCAGAAGAAUCAGUGUGAUCUUGCCCAAUUUCCCUUACGCUCGUCAGGACAGAAAGGACAAAUCCAGAGCCCCCAUCACCGCCAAGUUGAUGGCCGAUAUGUUGACCACUGCUGGGUGCAACCAUGUCAUUACUAUGGACUUGCAUGCGUCGCAGAUCCAAGGGUUCUUUGAUGUUCCGGUGGACAACUUGUAUGCCGAGCCCAGUGUGGUCAGAUACAUCAAGGAAACCAUCAACUACAAGGAUGCAAUCAUCAUCUCUCCCGAUGCUGGUGGUGCCAAGAGAGCUGCUGGGUUGGCCGACAGAUUGGACUUGAACUUUGCAUUGAUCCACAAAGAAAGAGCCCGUGCCAACGAAGUCUCCAAGAUGGUGUUGGUUGGUGAUGUCAGCGACAAGAUCUGUGUGAUCGUCGAUGACAUGGCCGACACAUGUGGUACUUUGGCCAAGGCUGCUGAGGUUUUGUUGGAUAACGGAGCCAAGCAAGUCAUUGCAAUUGUCACCCAUGGUAUCUUGUCAGGAAACGCCAUCAAGAACAUCAACAACUCCAAGCUCACCAGGGUUGUGUGUACCAACACCGUUCCGUUCGAGGAAAAGUUGAAGCUCUGUCCCAAGUUGGAUACCAUUGAUGUGUCUGCUGUUUUGGCCGAGGCUGUCAGGAGAUUGCACAAUGGUGAAAGUAUUUCAUAUUUGUUUAAGAAUGCCCCAUUGUGA
Molecule: messenger RNA, 963 nt
Organism: Suhomyces tanzawaensis NRRL Y-17324
Lineage: Eukaryota; Fungi; Ascomycota; Pichiomycetes; Serinales; Debaryomycetaceae
Gene: PRS1
Product: ribose phosphate diphosphokinase subunit
Exons: 1
Coding region: 1-963 (320 amino acids)
Biological process (GO): purine nucleotide biosynthetic process; regulation of cell size; 5-phosphoribose 1-diphosphate biosynthetic process
Cellular component (GO): cytoplasm; ribose phosphate diphosphokinase complex
Molecular function (GO): magnesium ion binding; ribose phosphate diphosphokinase activity
Source: RefSeq, a predicted model, not a curated record